Molecule: messenger RNA, 1236 nt
Organism: Cylindrotheca closterium
Lineage: Eukaryota; Bacillariophyta; Bacillariophyceae; Bacillariales; Bacillariaceae
Source: the annotation of a GenBank genome assembly
AUGAACAGCAUUUUAUCCAAAUCCUCCACCGCCAUGAGCAACCAGAGAAAAUUCGAGUUGUUAAAAGCUGUAUUCUCUGAAGUAAUGGAGGCCGUUAGACUUCAUCCUGAUCUAAAUGCCAAUGAUCUUGCAUUGCUGACGUUGAGGCGUCCAGAUGGGACCGACAUGACGAGUGUUCAAGCAAUAUCCUCCCUUGCCACCAGUCGCUCCCCAUCGGACAAAGGUUUGAAAGGACAAAAGGCUUCAUUAAAUGCUUCUUCUUCUCAUGCGCCCAACGUAGCUGUAAUGCCUAAAACUUCUCCUUCUGCAAUCGAAGAAUGGGACUUUGUCGACAGUGACCCAGCCGCGACUGCCGAAAUGCAAAUUGGCGGAAUAGAGGAGGAUGAAGAAACCCAACCGAAGCCCAAAGCGGGGGGUGACGGCCCCACUGAAAGCGACAUUAUUGUGACUGAUUUUGCAGAGCGCGGGUCCAAUGAAACAGGUCCAAAAGUUCAGACCAUCAUGUCUCAAGCAUUAGAGACGAGUUUGGCUCGAUUUGACAUUCAAAAGUGUGUCAUUCUUGGAACACUGGUAUCCAUGCUGGUCGAGAUGAUGCAGCUGCUGCAACAACAACAGAAUAAGUAUCCCGCCGGACAAGAUCCAUUUGAAAUCGCCACUCGCAUCUAUGAAAGGUGUACCGAUGGCAACGACGACGAUAAUAAUAACAAUGAUGCAUCGUCCAUUCUGUACGAAGCUGCCUUGGCAAUUUCGCUCUUGGUUCCAUUCACCACCAAAGUCUCGAGUAAUGCGAGUGGAAGCGGGAACGAACCAACCUUUUUAGGACAUAGAGUCGGGGUUGAUCAUCAACCAGGAGAACCACAAGAACCUGGUGAUUUAGUAGCAGACGCAGAAGUAGCUCUCCCAGCAACUGCUGCGAGAAUUGAAUUUCUCGUCUUGGAUUCCAAGGAUGGGUGGGAUCGACUCUAUAUUGGCAGCGUCUUUAACGAUUUACCACAAGGUGUCGGAUGUACUUUUUGGGCCAAGAAGAAGGACAAACUGAGUUUGAGUGUCAUCCGGACAGCCUGCGGAACCUGGAACAAGGGCCUCUUGAACGGAACGGGCUGGGAAAUGUAUGAAAGUGGAUCCAGAUAUACUGGCAACUUUCAAGGUGGCAUUCGUCAGGGAGCUGGAAUGAUGACGUAUCGCGAUGGUUUGGUGCGCAAAGGCAUCUUUGAUACUUGGGAUCAUAGACUCUGA